CCUGACUAAACAAUUGAAAUUAAAGCUAUAGACUGAUGACAGGCCUGUACACGAUGGGAUUUCUCUGCUGUCCACAAGUGUCAUUUCUCAUCGUGCUAGCAUUUAUAUCGUCUCCUACACAAGUUUUUAGUGAUUCAUCUUUCAAUGAUCGGUUUGAGUAUAGUGAAAUCCUUUCACGUGUGGCAUCAGCCCAUCUGAUGCAAGAAAGUGUGGUCAAAGAACAUUUAGUAAAAAAGAUUGGCUGGGACCAGACACUGAGUGAAAAACAGGGAACAUUUCUUGAUCAAGGAGAUGCCAUACUGGCCUGGGCCAGGAGGAAUAAUACAGUGUCCGAGGAAUGCACUAAUGUACUGGGACUUCUAAUUAAUGCCCUGGGUGAUCAGGAACUCUGGGCUGUAGAAUUUCUGGAUGCAGUUGGUAAGCCCCCUAGUGGAGUACUUCAGUUUGACUUGAUAUGGCCUGGUCAGUAUGAUCAGUGCAUCGACAUCUCGGCCAGGAUCAACAACACCAACCUCAACAAGAUGGUGGACAUCCAGGGAAUGUACUACCGCCUUGAAAUCAGACUGGCUCUGAACCUGCCACCAAGCAUGUUUGUAGAGACGCCACUUUUAGCUAUUUAUUUGAAAGACUUGACGUUUGGAGUGUGUGUACCCUCCCAGUGUAGUAAGACUGACAUCAUUGGUGUUUCUGCAGCAGCAAAUGCUGUGCUGAAUCCAAUUCUACCAGGCACACUUAAAAAUGCAACUAUCCAAGGAAUAGACGACCCACACCCCGCUGUGUUUGAAAAUCGCCCUGAGACGGUAGCCACACUUGUCAUUGGUUCCCUUCUGGCAUUUUUCCUGGUGAUUGGAACGCUGUAUGACCUCUUGAUCAAUCAACCUUCCCUAAUAGAAGAUACUAGUCUAUCAAAUGGUAUCGAGCAGAGGUCACAGGUCAACACCAACGCCCAGGAUCUCAAUGCAACCCUGAUCAGUUACUCAGAAAGCACAGAGACUGAACUCCUAAAUGAUGGUAAACAACUCACGACGGUAACCAUCCGACACAAAAUUACGAGUUAUGAGACCAUAGGAAGGUUCCUGAUGGGCUUCUCUAUGUAUACCAAUGGCUACAAGAUACUGAGUACAGAGACAAGUCCGAGUCAGAUCAAGGCCGUCAAUGGCAUCCGAGUACUCAGUCUCGGCUGGGUCAUACUAGGCCACACCUACUAUUUCACCUCCAGUUUGUGUAAAAAUCUGGUUGUGGCACAACAAUGGGCUCCACGCUGGACAUUCCAGGCUGUACUUAGUGCCCUGUUUUCUGUCGACUCAUUCUUCCUUCUCAGUGGCAUGUUGGGAUCUUUCCUAACUUUGAAAGAAAUGCAAAAGAGAAAUGGCAAGAUCAACUGGCUGAUCUACUACUUCCAUCGCUUCUGGAGAUUGACACCAGCCUACAUGUUGAUAAUGGUGACGUAUAUAGGCCUGUUCCACUACUGGGGAGAUGGACCUUUCUGGCCUCAGUUUGCUCCUGGUUAUGAUGUCUGUAUCAAACAUUGGUGGAGAAAUCUACUCUACAUACAGAACUUCUUCCCUGUCACAGAGCAGUGUAUUGGGUGGUCAUGGUAUCUAGCCAAUGACAUGCAGUUUUUUAUCAUCACCCCACUCAUCCUGAUCCCCCUGUACAGGAAGCCAGUGGUAGGAUAUAUCAUCAUCGGUGUACUCAUCAUGGAGCAGUUCCUGUUUCGUGGUCUCAUCUCUGUGUACUAUGGCUUCAAGAUGAAUAUUCCUGACCCCCAGCACCAAUUGGAUUGGUUCAAUGAGAUGUACCAGAGACCAUACUCCCGUAUCAGCCCGUACCUUAUAGGUAUUUUAACCGGCUAUGUUCUGUGGAGGACAGAUCGCAAGGUUCAAAUGUCCAAGCUGACUGUUUUGAUUGGCUGGGCGCUGUCCUUGACCUGUGUGAUUUCGGUUGUUUAUGGAACCCUACAGGAGAACAAGGGUCAUCUUAACUCUCUACAAGUUGAUGGUGUGUACAAUGCCGUCUGUAAAACCGUUUGGAGCCUCGGCUUAGCCUGGAUCAUCUUUGCCUGUAAUACAGGAUAUGGAGGUAUAAUUACGGAAUUCCUUUCCUCUGGUCUGUGGGGACCAUUUGGAAGGCUGACCUAUUGCGCCUACCUGAUUCAUCCGAUAAUGAUGUAUGCAUUUAUCUUGAACCAGCGCUACCCUAUCUACUUCACUGAUGUCAAUAUGGUUUACAUGUUUCUGGGUCACUGGAUUAUGUCAUACUGCCUGGCUUUCUUUGUCUCUCUGGCUUUUGAAGCCCCAAUGAUUGGAUUGGAAAAGAUUCUAUUUCAAAGAGAAAAACGCCAUUGAAUAAUCUAAACAAAAACUGUUCAAGUGGAGAAAAGCUAUGAAGCUCAUAAUGUACUGCUGGUUUGUUACUGAUUAAGAACAUUGCGAUAAUAUAGAGUUUGUAACAAGUUUGUUUACUCAUAGAAGUAUUAGGUUGUAGUUUAUGUUAAGAAUGUAUGGUCUGUAGAAGGUCGGUAAAUGUAUAACAUAUGUUCAUUGGUUGAUAGAGGAAAUAAAGUUGAUAAAAAGAAAGCUCCUUAAUGCACCGAUAAAUAGGAUGUUUCUUGAUAAGUUGACAAAAAGUUGGUUUAUUGAUGAGUUGAUAAACAUGAUGUUAAUUGAUGAGUUGAUGAAUAGGAUGUUAAUUGAUGAGUUGAUGAAUAGGAUGUUAAUUGACGAGUUGAUAAACAGGAUGUUUAUUGAUGAGUUGAAGUAAAUAGGAUGUUAAUUAAUGAGUUGAUAAAUAGGAUGUUAAUUGACGAGUUGAUGAAUAGGAUGUUAAUUGACGAGUUGAUAAACAGGAUGUUAAUUGAUGAGUUGAUAAAUAGGAUGUUUAUUGAUGAGUUGAUAAAUAGGAUGUUAAUUGAUGAGUUGAUAAAUAGGAUGUUUAUUGAUGAGUUGAUAAAUAGGAUGUUAAUUGAUGAGUUGAUAAACAGGAUGUUAAUUGACGAGUUGAUGAAUAGGAUGUUAAUUGACGAGUUGAUAAACAGGAUGUUAAUUGAUGAGUUGAUAAAUAGGAUGUUAAUUGAUGAGUUGAUAAACAGGAUGUUAAUUGAUGAGUUGAUGAAUAGGAUGUUAAUUGACAAGUUGAUAAAUAUGAUGUUAAUUGAUGAGUUGAUAAAUAGGAUGUUAAUUGAUGAGUUGAUAAAUAGAAUGUUAAUUGAUGAGAGUUGAUAAAUAGGAUGUUUAUUGAUGAGUUGAUAAAUAGGAUGUUAAUUGAUGAGUUGAUAAAUAGGAUGUUAAUUGAUGAGUUGAUAAACAGGAUGUUAAUUGACGAGUUGAUGAAUAGGAUGUUAAUUGACGAGUUGAUAAACAGGAUGUUAAUUGAUGAGUUGAUAAAUAGGAUGUUAAUUGAUGAGUUGAUAAACAGGAUGUUAAUUGAUGAGUUGAUGAAUAGGAUGUUAAUUGACAAGUUGAUAAAUAUGAUGUUAAUUGAUGAGUUGAUAAAUAGGAUGUUAAUUGAUGAGUUGAUAAAUAGAAUGUUAAUUGAUGAGAGUUGAUAAAUAGGAUGUUUAUUGAUGAGUUGAUAAAUAGGAUGUUAAUUGAUGAGUUGAUAAAUAGAAUGUUAAUUGAUGAGAGUUGAUAAAUAGGAUGCUUAUAGAUGAGUUGAUAAAUAGGAUGUUAAUUGACGAGUUGAUAAAUAGGAUGUUAAUUGACGAGUUGAUAAAUAGGAUGUUAAUUGACGAGUUGAUAAAUAGGAUGUUAAUUGACGAGUUGAUAAAUAGGAUGUUAAUUGACGAGUUGAUAAAUAGGAUGUUAAUUGAUGAGUUGAUAAACAGGAUGUUAAUUGAUGAGUUGAUAAAUAGGAUGCUUAUUGAUGAGUUGAUAAAAAGGAAGUUUAUUGAUGAGUUGAUAAAAAGGAAGUUUAUUGAUGAGUUGAU
Molecule: messenger RNA, 3928 nt
Organism: Pecten maximus
Lineage: Eukaryota; Metazoa; Mollusca; Bivalvia; Pectinida; Pectinidae
Product: nose resistant to fluoxetine protein 6-like
Exons: 15
Coding region: 36-2348 (770 amino acids)
Molecular function (GO): acyltransferase activity, transferring groups other than amino-acyl groups
Source: RefSeq, a predicted model, not a curated record